AUGGUGAAGAUGGAGAACGAGAGUAACUUACAAGUUACCUUCUCAAAACGACGUGCUGGCCUAUUCAAAAAGGCUAGUGAACUUUGCACGUUAUGUGGUGCUGAAGCUGCCAUAAUCGUGUUCUCUCCAGCCGACAAGGUUUACUGUUUUGGCCAUCCUAAUGUGAAACUUGUGCUUGAUAGGUUUGCCGCUGGGGUUGCUCCUACCACUGCAAAUGACCAAUUGAUAUUUGAGGCUCACCGCAACUCUACUAUUCGUGAACUCAACUUGGAGCUCACCCAAGUGGAAAGCAUGCUUAGAGCAGAAAGAAUGCACGGUGAAGAGAUAGACCUAAUAAGGAAGGCCGGACAAAUGCAGAAUUGGUUUCCCGACUCAUUUGAUGAGUUCAAUUUUGCACAACUUUGUGGGCUGAAGGAAUUCAUAACGAGCUUCAAAAAGGAUUUUGAUGUCAAAAUGCAAAAAGACAUGCGUAGUCUUGCUGAGCAACUUCCAUCUUAUUACCCUCCUCCGGCAGGGAAAAUGGAAAACCAUAGGGGUUUCCACCUUGGUGUUGAUGCUGAUAUUGGUCCCCCAUUGAAUGCUCAGUUGUCACUAGGGACCAAUGCUGUUUCCCCCUAUGCUCAUGGGGGAAUUGAGUUUCGCAAUAGUGGUCUAUCUGCUCAUGGAGAGACCCAUGGAUCCUCACUUGCUAAGGUUUCAAAUGAUCCUAUGACAACUAGUAAUACUAGCGCCCUGAUUUCAUGUGAUUAUCUAAGGGCCAAUACUAGUUUGAGUGGUAAUGUAUUUUUUGCUGAUGGCCAUGGGCGCUCUUCUUCCAACCUUCCAAUUGACCCGACGACUAUUGGGAGUAGAGAUGUCAAUAAUGCGUCUUGUGGAUUCAACAUAGGAUUCGGUCCUAGGUUGUUCUAA
Messenger RNA from Sesamum indicum (sesame), 909 nucleotides. RefSeq names its product agamous-like MADS-box protein AGL62. Lineage: Eukaryota; Viridiplantae; Streptophyta; Magnoliopsida; Lamiales; Pedaliaceae. Gene Ontology annotation, biological process: positive regulation of transcription by RNA polymerase II. The record is from RefSeq and is a predicted model, not a curated record. Gene Ontology annotation, molecular function: protein dimerization activity; DNA-binding transcription factor activity, RNA polymerase II-specific; RNA polymerase II cis-regulatory region sequence-specific DNA binding.